Molecule: messenger RNA, 1611 nt
Organism: Mycena indigotica
Lineage: Eukaryota; Fungi; Basidiomycota; Agaricomycetes; Agaricales; Mycenaceae
Exons: 2
Coding region: 22-1611 (529 amino acids)
Source: RefSeq, a predicted model, not a curated record
CACCACGACGCGUCGCGCGCAAUGUCCGGCCCGUCUAAACGCGCCAAAACGGUUUCCACGAACGAAAAUGCGUCUCCCGCGUCUCCUGGCGCGUCGACCGCCCAGAAGCAGUGCCUGCAGAACAUCGAUUUGCUCGAGAUGAUUCUGCGCGCAAACUACGACCCAUCGCUGCGACCGAGCCGGGUGUCGCUGCUGAGCGUAGGGCUGGCGUGCAAGUCGUUCACACCGACGGCCGUACGACUUCUCUGGGAGCAAAUCCCGAGUUUGGUGCCACUUAUGCGGUUGUUGAGGAAUUUCAGUUUGAACGAGGAUAUCAUGCUAUGGGAACUUAACGGAAUCAUCCGGGAUGCAGAUUGGCAGCUGUUUGACCGCUAUGCGGCCUACGUCCGCGUGGUGGACUACACGUAUUCUUCGAGCUCGUCGAUGCCGGUGCAAGGCGCUGUUUACCUGCGUCUUGCCAUGCGGAAACAACCACUACUUCCCAACCUGCAACGUCUCGUGUUCACAGGUAUGACCUCGAAGCCAUACAACGACGGCGAGCUCCUGCUUUACUUGUCUCCAAGCAUCAACUCGCUCACGCUGGCCUCUGGAUACACAUCGACCGCACAGACCUUCCUCGAACUCCUCGCCCAACAGUCCCCGCAUAUCGAGAAACUUUCCCUCAGUGGCGCGCGGGAGUUAGUCGGAUUGGACGCAGUGUUCAAGGGUCUUCGAACGCUUGACUUGAAAACCAUCCGGGAGCCUCUCACCACGGCUGACUUACAGGUCGUAGGUGGUAUCCCCGACCUGCGGGUGUUCUCCACCGACCUCGUUAUGUGGGAUGCCAUCCAAUUUGAGUUGAUCCCCCACGACACCCUGUUCCUAUCUCUCUCCGAACUCAACGUCAAGUCCACGCGAAAGGCAAUGUACCGGAUCGUGCCGGCGUUUCUGCUUACCAUCGGCGCGCCGGCGCUGAAGCGGCUGGACGUUCUGCUGUCCCGCGACUCGUACCAAGACCGUGUUGAUACCUCGCAGCACCCCGCCGCGUUUCGCACCCUCGGCAGCCGCCUCGUAUCCCGCUGGGCGACCAGCCUUGAAUAUUUAAGCCUGAACGGGAUGUCCCUCCACUCCAUCGACGAUUUCCCUUUUAUAUCCGGCCUCACUUCCCUCCGCACGCUCCACCUCCACCGUCUCCUGACCCAGGGCACAUCGUUGAGCGACGGCAACGUGCUCACCGUCGUCCGCACCUGGCCCGUGCUCGAGACGCUUACGUUCGCGGAGGGCCACGGCGACGCCGACAUCGCUUUCUUCCAGGCCCUGGCGGAGCACUGUCCGGCGCUGCGCGUGCUGCACGUGCCGUUCACUCCCACCCGGAACAUGGUUCCCGAGAUUCCCAGGGGUGGCGCGCCGCCCAAGGCGCACGGCCUGCGAGAGCUCCGGCUGAGCGCGGCGCACAGUGCGAGCGGGUACAGCUGGGACGGCGUAGAUCUGCAUCUGCUGGCGCGCCAUCUGGACAGAAUGUUCAAGGACCUGGUCGUCAUCCAGGGCGAGGAGUACCGCGGGCGGUGGAGCGAGGUGGGGAAGCUGGUGAUGAUGUGCCAGGAGGUGCGGCAGACAACUUGGGCGGCCUGA